This is a messenger RNA of Lactuca saligna, 474 nucleotides long. The record is from the annotation of a GenBank genome assembly. Lineage: Eukaryota; Viridiplantae; Streptophyta; Magnoliopsida; Asterales; Asteraceae.
AUGGCGACAAAAAAAGCUCCGGAUGUAACAACUAUGUUUGUCACCAAUCUGCCGGAUGGAUCUAGAAAGGAGACUGUAAAGAAGCUUUUCUCAAGACAUGGAAUCAUCUCUGAUGUGUACAUGGCAACAAAGAAAGAUUCAAACAUUUUUUUUUUUGCUUUUUUCAGAUUCAAAGAGGUGAAGGAUGAGAUGCAAUUGGAAAUGACUCUGCAAGGAUUAAAUUUUAUGGGUGCAAUACUGGAGAUCAACGUGGCAAAGUUUGAAAGGAAAGCCGCAUCCACGAGAUCCAGGAUGGAUCAGAGCCUCGAAACGAACAUGAGAAAAUUGCACCAAAAUGCUAUGGGAUCGUUCCGAGACGGCAUAUCCUUUGCUGCAGUUCUAUCUGGGCGUGAAGGUCCACCCGCGCUUCCUCCUCCUCCAGAGUUAACUAGAAAACCUAUCUUCCUUGAGGUUGAUUCGUUCUGGGCUCAUUAG